Callorhinchus milii (elephant shark) is the source of this 2613-nucleotide messenger RNA. RefSeq names its product MAX dimerization protein MLX (gene mlx). Gene Ontology annotation, cellular component: nucleus. The transcript is spliced from 8 exons. Bases 56 to 850 code for a protein of 264 amino acids. Gene Ontology annotation, molecular function: RNA polymerase II cis-regulatory region sequence-specific DNA binding; DNA-binding transcription factor activity, RNA polymerase II-specific; protein dimerization activity. Gene Ontology annotation, biological process: regulation of transcription by RNA polymerase II. NCBI's taxonomy places the organism in Eukaryota, Metazoa, Chordata, Chondrichthyes, Chimaeriformes, Callorhinchidae. The record is from RefSeq and is a predicted model, not a curated record.
AGUGACCGGGUGGUGGCGCUGUGAGUGAGUGAGUGAGUGAGUUGUUGUGGUGACAAUGACCGACUGUAACGCCUCUUCGGACGAUCCCCGGAACGCGGUGACACCCGACUCCGCGUACAGCGAGAAUGGAUUCGAUCCGUCCUUCUUUACAGAUAGCCCGAGAAAGGGAAACAUAGGGUCACGAGCAAACAGCAUUACAUCCACAACGGGCUCCACCAGUGCCUCAUCUGUACCCAACACAGCUGAUUGCAUGACAGACAAUGAUUGUUCUCCAACUGCAGAUGAUGAAGACAGUGACUACAGGCAAGAGCCUGCUUACAAAGAGACUUACAAAGAUCGACGGAGACAAGCACACACUCAGGCUGAGCAAAAGCGACGUGAUGCUAUAAAGAAAGGAUAUGAUGACCUGCAGGCAAUAGUCCCCACAUGCCUACAACAAGACUUCGCGAUCGGGUCCCAGAAGCUGAGCAAAGCCACAGUUCUUCAAAAAACAAUUGAUUACAUUCAGUUCUUGCACAAAGAGAAGAAGAAGCAGGAGGAGGAACGGUCCACUCUCCGCAAAGAUGUCAUGGCCCUGAAGAUCAUGAAGGGGAAUUAUGAACAGAUAGUCAAAGCUCAUCGAAACAACCCUCAUCAAGGCAAGGACCAGGUGACGGAUCAAGUCAAGUUCAGCGUAUUUCAGGGCAUAAUGGAUUCCCUUUUCCAGUCCUUCAAUGCCUCCAUCUCUGUGGCCAGUUUCCAGGAGCUCUCCGCAUGUGUCUUCAGCUGGAUUGAAGAGCACUGCAAACCACAGACUCUACGAGAGAUUGUUAUUGGUGUCCUUCGGCAGUUAAACAGCCAGCUGUACUGAGGAGCUGAUUUAUAUUACAGUCCCCGAUAUUCCAUCUCCAUAUGUUAUUGUUUCGUUUUGAAGAAAUUGGUUUGUUUUAUUAUUGUAAUUGAAGAUGUGGAUUAUUUUAUUGUGCGAUCUUUGUAAGUAUAAAUUAUAACAAAUGCUAGAUCUUGCCCCUAUCCAGCUGGGCUGAAUCACCAAAUCCUACACAGGAUUUUACAAGCCCAGUUGUGUGUCUUUCAGGACAGAUUAGUAGUUUCUACAAAAUAUGUGAAUGUAUAACUAGAGGGAGUACUCUGAACAGAAAUCACUUUUUGACUUUCAAAUAUUCGAUUUUUAUUUAUGGGGAAUGAAUUCCUUUUGCUUUAAGAUGAGUUUCUUUCAAACGCAGGGCAAAAAAAAACAACUCCUGUCGUUUGGGAUUUUUUCGAAUUGUAAUCGAUCACUGACCCGUCCACUCAAGAAAAAUAAGUUUGUAGAUUUUCACCACACUCGCUGGUGAACCUCAGCUUGACUAAUGGAUCCGUUCAAUAACAGGAAAGUUGCAUUUGGCUCCGACCCCAUUCGUUUGUCAGCGAAACGGAUGUAACCUCAGUAAUCUAAUGGAAAUAAUAGCACUUGUAUAUAUGGCUGCUCAUGUCAAUUUUUGUUCAUUGAGAGUAGAUUUACCUGUAUGUUUUCUUUUUUCCCUGAUCUCCAUCAGCAGCAAGUCCAAAGUCUGACCCAGCCUUUAGGAGGUUUGGUGAUAACGUGACUCACCCAGCCUAGCUCCCACUGUGAUUCAUUUAAGCUCCCAGCAUUAAGCUAACAUAGCUGCAAAACUAAAUGAACAACAAAAUGAAUUUCAGGUCCUCUCAGCUUAUAAACCUCACUGGUUUAUUAUCAACGUACGACUGUGACUCAUUUUUAGUCAUUCCUGCUUUCACUUGUUUUGUGUCUAGACUAUUUUUAUGUGUUUUUUGAAUUUACAAAAUUGUGCAUUGACAUUCAAAUCAGUUCUUUAUGUAACGCUUUCAGUGGCUGUGAAGCUGUUACUUACAAUCUUGCACUAUGUCUGAGGUGUUGGAUGUGGUGCUAAGCAGCAAUUCUGCAGAUUGUUUUACUUUUUAAGGACAGUGUAUUUAGGAAACCAAAUACCAACCAUUUAAGCGAUGUAAGAGGCCUGCUGUUUGUGUACGGAUUGAAAACUGUGCUGCCCUCCACCGCCGGCAGACUUAACAUUCUGCAACAGUCCCUUUCAAACUGAACAUUAUAUCAAUGCCCACUCCUGCAGACUGAACACUAUCAAAAUAACCUUCCCAUACAGACUAGAAGCUGUAUCUCAGUACCCGCCCCAUGUCGACUGUACUCUGUACCCGCCCCAUGUCAAUACGUACCCUUCCUAUGCAAACAGUAGUGUUUCAAUACCGUGGACACUAUCUGUGCCCCAUGCAGACUGAAAACUACAUCAAUACCUUUGUUCUCCUGUGCAGACUGAAUCCUGCACCGACACCCCCUCCAGAAGGAACCCUAUGUUCGAAUCAAACCCAACCUCACUCCCAUCCCCAGAUAGGAAGCUGGGUCUGUGACCCCUCCCACACGCUGACUGGUUGCAGUCUAUAAGUGUCUUACUCUGUGCAACUGCCCGCAUUGUGGCUUGUCUGCAGGUGCUUACUUAGUACUUUGUUUGAAAGUAAUCUUCAACUGAAACAAACCUAUUUCCUGCUUGUUUUUGGUUAGGCUGUUCGUUAUAUAGAAUUAUUUUUGUAUUGGAUGUAAUUACAAUAAAACAUCAAAUGUGA